Molecule: messenger RNA, 2700 nt
Organism: Aphanomyces astaci
Lineage: Eukaryota; Oomycota; Saprolegniomycetes; Saprolegniales; Verrucalvaceae
Exons: 2
Coding region: 35-2617 (860 amino acids)
Source: RefSeq, a predicted model, not a curated record
GUCAAAUACUCUGAAAUAUAAGAUUGUAGAGGAUAUGACCUCCUGCAACACGACCGGAACAAUAAUUUCUUGCCCCUCAACCAUGUCAAAUGCGGCGCCAUCGAAUGAGACAUUGGUCUAUGGCGGCAGUGUGUAUGUCCACAAGUACGACGCCGCCACUCAAGGCUACAUCCCGCUGAGUGAGUCGGCGCUGGGGCUAGCCCUCAUGGGCGGGAGUACCUCGUACCGCCUGUUUUGCUACAACCGUUCGCAGGCGGAGGUGUUUACGACUCCGCUCGGCGUCCACGUCAAGUUCACCCCCCAGCAAGACCACUACGUUAACUUUUACGAUGCCAGCGGCACGGACAACUACUCGAUGCGGUUCAAGGAUGACGCCCAAGUGCAGGCGUUCCUGCAGGCUGUCGCGUGUAUCAAGUUGUCGUUGGUGAGCCGUGGAAGCAUCUCCGCGACACACGACGACAUCCACCCUGGCGACGGAGGAUACGCCGUGCAACUAGGGGAUAUCGUCGGCAUCAAGAUCCAGGCCUGGGCAUUCGACACUGCGGUCGAUUCGUCCUCGUCCACCAACCCCGUCGACAUCGUGGCCAGCCCUCCCGUGAUGCGAUAUCUUGACGUGGACGACCUUCUCAAGGUCAAGCUCGGAGAUGCCACCACCGAAGGACUCGUGGGACUGUCUGGACAAGUCGUUGGCAUGCAGAAAGGGUCUGUGCGGUACAUCUACCUUCCUUCGUCCUCCUCCGCCACCACAUGGAUCCUCGCGCACGCCGAGCUGGUCAAAGUGAAGAAGGACAAGCGACCGAACAGCGCCGCCGUUGCUUCCGCCCCCGUCAUAUCCCUUCCCCCGACAGGUUCCGAAGACGACGAACUCAAGCGCGACGACCUCGUCACUCGGAUGGCGCAUCUGUCGCGCAUGGGAAGUGGCCAUGCCGCCCUCCCGACAGCGGCGUCGCGGCGUUCGUCGCAUCCGGACGACCCCCAUCAGCCGACUCAUGCGGCAGCCGACAAGGUAGCGACGCCCAUCGUGCUCACCAUGCCCCAGUCGCCUUCCCCUCCUCCUCUGCACUCCCAUCCUUCUUCAUCAUUGGCAUCAUCAUUCCCUUCCAGCAUGCCGCCACCGUCGGAAGCCGCGUUUGCACCGACCUCCAGUACCUCCCUACAGCCCCCCCCGACCACCGAGGCCGACCAAUCGUCCCUUGCUUUACGCCAAGAACAGCAACGCCUUCUAGCCGAACAAGAAGACAUCCAACGACAGCGACAAGCCUUGACAAGACAACAGCAAAUCCAAUCGCCGCCACUGUCCAAAGCCCGCCCUCCUACCGCGCAUUUAAGUUCACCGCCGACGUCGCUGCUGCCGCCAUCUCCCCCCACGUUGGACGCGUAUUACAGUGCAUCGUCGGUCACUUCUGCCAACUACCUCCAGCAGCAGCACCACGUCGCCGCCCCACUUACUUCUUCAUCAUCCACUGGCGGCUUCAACCUUGUACCGUUUGUCCCUGCGACACCGUUACCGCCACCCCAAGCUUACGCGACGACGUCCACAAGCGUCCCGUCGGCUUCAAGUGCUUUGUUUACUCCUUCCAACGUCGAGAUGGACUCGACGUUGCAACGCGUGCACCGUACGACGCUGGCCAUGGAAGGCAUGUUGAUUGACUUGCAGCGCAAGAUAGACCGCGUCAUCGUGCCAUCUUCUUAUUCGAGUGGCGGCGGCGGCGGCGGGUCUGCCUACAGCCGCCGUCCAGACCAAUCAACCACUGCGUCACUGCUCAAGUCGAUGGAGCGGGCGUUGAAUGACCUCGACGGGCUCCACGAUGCCAACCAUCGACUGACGAGCCAAGUGACGGACCUCCAGCGGCACAACAGACAACUCGAGGAUGACGUGGAUCGCCUGCAGGCCGACCUGCGGCGACACACUGCCGCGUCGUAUAGCCAAGUACAGGCAGCGCUGGAGCAUGCCAAGCAACGAUGUGCCCAGAUGGAGGCGGACGUCGAGCGGUGGACGGCGGCGGUGGAGGCGGAGCGCCGGCAGCGGAUGCAACUGGAACGGGACCUGGCCACUCAACGACUAAGCAGCGCACAACAGUCGGCAGAUGGAGUCGUCGCGGCUCAAGUGGACGAAGCUAGGCAGGUCGCGACGAUGGCUCAAAAGCAAAUGCAAGCCGAGAAACUAAAGCAUGACGCGGCGGCGGCCAAGAUGGCGGCCGACGUCGAAGCAUUGCAGACGACGUACGAGUCCCGUCGGGUAGAGAUGCAACGAGAGAUGGACAUCCUGCGAACGCAAAUGGCGGCGGAGCGUGCAUCGCAUGUCGAGGACGCCGAGGCCGUGAAGGUCCACGUGGAAGCAUUGAUGCAGGAGCGAGACGUGCAUCGAGCCAAAGUUGCGGCGACGGAACGGGCUGCUGCCGACAUGGAAGACCGAUGGCGGCGAGAGAAGGAGGACGCGGCGGCGGCGCGUGACGCCAGGGCCGACUUGUUCAAGGAGUUGAUGAACGACAUUUACUUUGCCUGCCAGGACGCCUUUGACGAAGACGCCGAGUUUACAGGCAAAGAAGUCGCGAUUCAGAUCCGGAAGAUCCUCAAGCAGCACACGAAUGACGUGGUGGCCAAAUUCGAGAAAUAAGAUGGAAAAGCGUUGCAACAUUAUAGAGUGACAUUUUGUCGUAAAUAGUAUAUAUUUUCAGUGAAAUAUUGUGCUUUCGAGUG